Molecule: messenger RNA, 3837 nt
Organism: Sorghum bicolor (sorghum)
Lineage: Eukaryota; Viridiplantae; Streptophyta; Magnoliopsida; Poales; Poaceae
Product: pentatricopeptide repeat-containing protein At3g13880
Exons: 2
Coding region: 1319-3676 (785 amino acids)
Biological process (GO): RNA modification
Molecular function (GO): zinc ion binding; protein binding; RNA binding
Source: RefSeq, a predicted model, not a curated record
AGAAUGUAUCGUGUACGAUCACGAGGUGCUUCAUUUAUUUUUGGGGCUGCCUAGGCACGAGCGUGCUUGUGUUAGAAUGUAAACCGUAGCCCUCUUUGGAACAAAGGAUUCAUGGACGAAUUUUGUAGGAUUCUAAGCCUAUAAGAAAUUUUCCCAUGUUGCCUUUUGGAACAAGGGAUGGCCAUUCUAAAAUCCUAAAAAAUUGCUAUAGAAUGGCUCGAUCCAUAGGAAUUUUGGAGGAACUUGAACAUGAGGUUCAACCUCUUGGAAACUCUUUCUCUCUCUCUCUCUCUCCUAAUUUCUGUGCUUCUCCUAUUUUCAAGUGACAUGCAACUUUAAUCCUGUGUUUUUCCUAUUCUUGUGUUUUGAGAAUCCUGCUUUCGGCUGAUCAUUUAUAUGAUUUGUUCCGAGAAAAAAACAUUGCUUCGUGACUGAAAAUAGUGGAUGAUAAGCUCAAGAGCGGUUAUAAAUGGAAGAAUAAAAUGCAAAAACUUGUAACUUUUCAUUUCAUUGAUCCCUGUUGUUUUUGUUUAUAUACACAUGGUGAGGGACACGAGGAACUGACGGAUUGUCUAUUCCAAGGCCAAUUAACCGUUCCUAUAGCUUGAAUUGGCAAGCAAUCAUUCCUAAAGCUUAGAGGGUGUUUGGGCUGCUCCAUAAACUCCAUCCUACAAAAACUGGAGUUUGUGGAGUGCCAUAACUCUAUCUUUUUUUCGAACUGAGUGCAUAGAGCUGAAACCGUUUGGCUAAAAAAAAUGUGGAACAAAGCUGAAAAACGUAGAGCAUAACAUUGCCAAACACGUCAAUGUCAACUUACCUGCCUGAUGCGUUAUUUACAUACGAGUUGUUAAUGUUCCUAAUCUAGCCUGUGAUUGGAUUAGAUCAUCUUGGAGCAAGCAUCUCUUCUUCAGGAUGACCAACAACACACGAUGUUUCAUUAGUUGGAUCAGAAAUUUAAUCUAGCUGUCCACGCCAAUGAAGACGCUCCCUUGUGUUUUGUAGGGAGUGCAUACGCGUGUAACGAACCGCAAGUUUUUGAUCCAACGGCUACCCAUCUCACCCAAAUGCCAGUUCAAGCGUCUCCCGCUUCUCCCCUGCCGCCGCCGCCGCCGCCGUUCGCUUCCCUCCGUUCUUGAGCAAUCCCCGUCGGCGGCCGGUCGCUCUGACGGCCUGUCCAGAGUGCGGAGCCACCGACAGGCCGUCAAGGGGCCAAGGGGCGGCGGCGGCGGCGACCAGGACACCUAGAUGACCAUCGGCUCUGCGGCCAGAUGACCAGCAACGUGCAAAGGCCUGUCGGUUUGCUCCGCCGCUGGCGUCCAUGGAGGCCUUCUACCUCGACCUGCUCCGCUCCUGCACGGCGCUGCCGCACGUUGCGGCCGUGCACGCCCACAUUGCGCGCGCCCACCCGACCGCCUCCCUCUUCCUCCGUAACUCCCUCCUCGCCGCCUACUGCCGCCUUGGGGUCGGGGCGCCUCUCCACGCCGCCCGUCUGAUCGACGAAAUGCCCCGCCGCAACGCCGUCUCCUACAACCUCCUCAUCUCCUCCUACUCCCGCGCGGGCCUCCCGGGCCGCGCCCUGGAGACGUUCGCGCGCGCGCGGGCCGCCGCGGGGUUAAGGGUCGACCGGUUCACGUACGCCGCCGCGCUCGCCGCGUGCUCGCGGGCGCUCGACUUGAGGACCGGGAAGGCCGUGCACGCGAUGACAGUCCUGGACGGUCUCGGGAACGGGGUGUUCCUGUCCAACUCACUCGCCAGCAUGUACGCCAGUUGCGGCGAGAUGGGUGAGGCCAGGCGCGUGUUUGAUGCCGCCGAGGAGCACGACGACGUAUCGUGGAAUUCGCUGCUCUCCGGGUACGUCCGUGCCGGCGCACGUGAGGAGACGCUGAAGGUGUUCUCUCUGAUGUGCCACCAUGGCCUUGGGUGGAACUCUUUCGCGCUUGGGAGCAUCAUCAAGUGCUGUGCUUCUGGCAGUGAUGUCGGACGGCACAUUGCAGAGGCAGUUCAUGGAUGCGUGGUGAAGGCUGGACUGGACGCCGACCUGUUUCUUGCGAGCGCAAUGAUCGACAUGUAUGCUAAGAGAGGCGCCUUGACCAAUGCUGUUGCGCUUUUCAAGUCGGUGCCAGACCCAAAUGUGAUUGUUUUCAAUGCGAUGAUUGCAGGAUUCUGUCGUGAUGAAGCUGCCGUUGGUAAGGAAGUCAGUAGAGAAGCUUUGAGUCUGUAUUCAGAGAUGCAGAGUCGAGGGAUGCAGCCUUCUGAAUUCACAUUCUCAAGUAUUCUUCGUGCGUGUAACCUGGCUGGUGAAUUUGGGUUUGGGAAACAGAUACAUGGUCAAGUACUCAAACACAGUUUCCACGACGAUGACUAUAUUGGGAGUGCACUCAUUGACUUGUACUCUGACUCUGGUUGCAUGGAAGAUGGAUACAGGUGUUUCAGAUCUCUGCCUAAGCAAGACAUUGUCACCUGGACGUCAAUGAUUUCAGGGUGUGUUCAGAAUGAGCUUUUUGAGAAGGCACUGAGAUUGUUCCAAGAAUCGAUAUGUUAUGGCCUGAAACCUGAUCUUUUCACAAUGUCGAGUGUGAUGAAUGCAUGUGCCAGUUUAGCUGUUGCAAGGACCGGUGAGCAGAUCCAGUGUCUUGCCAUAAAAUAUGGUUUUAACCGGUUCACUGCCAUGGGGAAUUCCUUCAUACAUAUGUGUGCUAGGUCAGGGGAUGUUGAUGCUGUGACUCGGAGAUUUCAGGAAAUGGAAUCACGUGAUGUUGUCUCCUGGUCUGCAGUGAUAUCAAGCCAUGCACAGCAUGGUUGUGCAAGGGAUGCUUUACGCAUUUUCAAUGAAAUGAUGAAUGCAAAGGUGGCGCCUAAUGAGGUUACUUUUCUCAAUGUCCUUACUGCAUGUAGUCAUGGAGGAUUGGUUGAUGAUGGACUCAGGUAUUAUGAAAUUAUGAAAAAUGAGUAUGGAUUGAGCCCAACCAUAAAGCAUGUUACUUGUGUUGUUGAUCUUCUUGGACGAGCUGGGAGGCUAGCUGAUGCUGAGGCUUUUAUAAGGGAUUCAGCCUUCCAUGAUGACGCUGUGGUUUGGCGGUCUUUGCUGGCCUCAUGUCGUAUCCAUGGAGACAUGGAGAGAGGCCAACUUGUGGCAGAUCAGAUAAUGGAUCUGGAACCCACUUCCUCAGCAUCAUAUGUAAUUCUUUACAACAUGUAUUUAGAUGCUGGUGAGCUAUCCUUAGCUUCAAAAACUCGAGACCUGAUGAAAGAGCGAGGCGUGAAGAAAGAGCCUGGUCUUAGUUGGAUUGAGCUAAGGUCUGGAGUUCACUCUUUUGUUGCCGGUGACAAGUCCCAUCCAGAGAGCAAUGCAAUAUACAAGAAACUGGCAGAGAUGCUUUCCAAGAUAGAAAAGUUGGCGAACACUGAUAAUGCUAGCACAGGGUCAGAUGGCAUCUCUAGCAGCGAGCAGAAUUUGGUGGGUUGCCACAGUGAAAAAAUAGCUGUGGCAUUUGGAAUGAUCCAUUUGCCACAAUCUGCUCCGAUCCGAGUAAUGAAAAACCUGAGAGUUUGCCGCGACUGCCACUCGACCAUGAAACUGAUAUCCGGGAGUGAGAACAGAGAAAUAAUCUUGAGAGAUGGGAUUCGCUUCCAUCACUUCAGAGGCGGUUCCUGUUCCUGUGGUGAUUACUGGUGACGAGCUGUAGAUUUAGAAUUGUUCUAGGUCUAGUAGUGAAAGGCAAAUUCAUUAUGUAAAUUACAAAAUGCCAAAUUGGUACUGGAUGAAAGGAAAAUACCUGUGCAGUAAUGAAUGAAUGUUUCGCAAGAGAUCUUGAAGUACAGGUAGUUUAUGAUUUA